AUGGCAAAAGAAAUGGGCCCGAUCCAUUUUGCAAAACCCGGUGCUGCACCCCCACCCGAAACACAGAGAAAGCCCACCCCACUCCCAGCAUCUUCUCGAACCACCUCUCCCCGACGGCUCUGCCCCCUGCUCCCACGCGCCUUCGCCCGCCGCCCCCUGCUCCCACGCGCCGCCGCCCGCCGCCCCCCUGCCCACACGCGCCGCCGCCCGCCGCCCCCCUGCUCCCACGCGCCGCCGCCUGCUGCCUCCCUGCUCCCACGCGCCGCCACCCGCCGCCUCCCUGCUCCCACGCGCAGCCGCCGCCCGUCGCCUGCCCCUACCUACCCACGCGCCACCGCCGCCGGCCGCCUGCCCCUCCCUACCCACGCGCUGCCCCCGCCGAGCCAGCCUCCUCCUUCCGCUCCGCCGCCCCCGUCGCCUCGCCAGCCACCUCUUCCCCCGCCGUCGAGCGCCUCCUGGCCUGUGCUCCUUACGGCACCGCUCGCCGCCCCUUCUCCUACCUGUAGCUCUGCCGCCGUGCUGUCCUCAUCGGCCUCGGCUAUGUACCACAGUCCAAUCCCGCCGUCCCAGGCCGUUUACUUUUGCCACCCGCACACGACAUCUCUCCGGCGACUGCGGCCGGGAACAUGCGGCCCUACUCCCUGCUCAAUUCUCUCCUACACAGCUCCUGACGGCCCGUGGAGAAGGCAGAGACGUCAGUGUGUGUUCUUUUUGGCCAACCCGCAGCCCUUGCUGGUUCAAAGACCUUAUAGUGAGAAGGAAAGGAGAUGCUACGGUCAGCAGCUUCCUCGUGCCAUCCCGGUACGUUCUCAGGUUAGAAGAAGGUAUCAGUUCGCUUUGCAAAAACUCUACCGGUGUACAAGUUGUUCUGUUUAUUGCUGCAGUUUCGUGCAUAUUACAGAAGAAAAAACUAAACAGAAUAAAAAUAUGAUAUAUGCAUUGCUUCUUGGCCCAGUUGAGAGAACCAAGCUGUUUUGAAACAAUUCCCCGUGUCUUUAGAAGCAUUCAUGGUUAAAAAGCAAUGACAACCUCCUCCGUUCGAGUUGAGCACUGGUCAUCGUCCAAGUUGAGCACUAGGUGCCGUCCAAGAUCAAAGAGGGUUGUAUGCAAGUACAGAAGUUUAUUUUAGUGAGAAAAAUGCGGGGUUAUGACAAUAUUCUGUGAUUCAUUUGUUUAACCUUAGAACCUGGCGAUACUCAGUAUAUUUUUCUAUGAUGAAGGCACGCAUGAAGUCCUGUGCAAAUGGUUAUCCCCCUA
Aegilops tauschii subsp. strangulata is the source of this 1257-nucleotide messenger RNA. The record is from RefSeq and is a predicted model, not a curated record. NCBI's taxonomy places the organism in Eukaryota, Viridiplantae, Streptophyta, Magnoliopsida, Poales, Poaceae.